Messenger RNA from Notothenia coriiceps (black rockcod), 1096 nucleotides. RefSeq lists its product as uncharacterized. The transcript has 6 exons. The record is from RefSeq and is a predicted model, not a curated record. NCBI's taxonomy places the organism in Eukaryota, Metazoa, Chordata, Actinopteri, Perciformes, Nototheniidae. Bases 21 to 827 code for a protein of 268 amino acids.
UGCCCCACAAAAACGGCAACAUGACGUUUUUGAACCUUUUUGGGCGACUAAAAUCUGUGGUUAUUGGAAUGAUUCAUGUUAAAGCUUUACCAGGCACCCCCCUGGGCUGUAUGAAAAUGUCCCGAAUCACAGAAGAAGCCUGCAGGGAGGCAGAAAUCUACCGUGAUGCAGGGAUUGAUGCUGUGGUCAUCGAGAACAUGCAUGACAUCCCUUACUCGUUCUCUGUGGGCCCUGAGGUGACGGCCUGUCUGACCGCAGUGUGCUCGGCUGUGAGGAACAUCUGUCCACAGCUGCCGCUCGGAGUGCAAAUACUGUCCUCUGCAAACCAGCAGGCCCUGGCAGUCGCCCUGGCUUCAGGUCUGGACUUCAUCAGGGCCGAGGGUUUCGUCUUUUCCCACGUGGCUGAUGAAGGAAUCCUGAACGCCUGCGCCGGGGACUUACUGAGGUACCGCAAACAGAUCAGAGCUGAGCAUGUGCAGAUCUUUACCGACAUCAAGAAGAAGCACAGCUCCCAUGCCCUGACCUCAGACGUGAGCAUUGAAGAGACGGCACAUGCAGCAGAGUUUUUCCUCUCAGACGGACUCAUCAUCACAGGAGCAGCUACAGGACAGCAGGUUGACCUGCGGGAGCUCAGAGAGGUUUCCAAGUCUGUGAGGAUCCCAGUGCUGAUUGGUUCUGGGGUAACCUAUGACAACAUUGAAAGCUACAUUGGUGCAAAUGGGAUGAUCAUCGGUUCUCAUUUCAAGGAGGGGGGCCACUGGGCCAACGCCGUCGACCCGGAGCGAGUGAAGAGGUUCAUGGAAAAGAUACGUGAGCUUCGACAAUAACAGAGAAGGUGUUUGUCUUGUGUCUGCUGCCACAUUAAAGACCUUCAGACACCAGCUUAAGAAAACAAGACUUUCAUUUUUUUGUACAUUUUAUAAAUACACUCAUAGAAAAACAUAAUAUUCGACUGUAUUUACACUCGUCUAAAAUGAACAAUUUCUGUGACGUGAAAAUAGUGGGUAAUCAAAACACAAACCCGGGGGUUUUCACCCGACAUAAUUACUGUACAGCUCACCGUGGCAUGGUACGAGCUUUAAAACACUUGUUAGAA